UGCGCGUAGUACCGGUUUCCCAUCUUCGUGGUGCAUAUUUUACGGAUCUUUGGUCUUAUUGCAACAUAUUUGACUCGAAUGUGGCAAAGCUUGAGUGAAUUUUAUCUGUUUCUUUCACAAAUAAGUAUACAUUUGUACUUAACGACUACGUGAAAGUGUAGUUUUCAGAUCAAAACAUGAAUUCCUCAAGUAUAUGCUACAAGUGCAACCAGCCAGGGCAUUUUGCCAGGGAGUGCUCACAGCGGGACAUCAAUAGAGCUAACUUCAACUACAGGAGCCGGGAGAAGUGCCACAGGUGCAACAAACUUGGUCACUAUGUCCGAGACUGCAGGGAGGAGUUCAAUCGCUGCUACCGUUGCUUUGGUGAAGGUCACAUCGCGAAAGAUUGCCUCCAACAUCCAGACGUGCCGUCCUGUUACAAGUGUAAGAAGCCUGGCCACAUAGCCCGGAGCUGCCCAGAGGGUGGUGGUGAUAGGACCAGCACUGACACUUGUCACAAUUGCCAACGGCCUGGUCACAUCUACCGAAACUGUCCAGAGAACACUAAAACUUGCUACUUGUGUCACAAGCCGGGCCACCUUAAGAGAGAUUGCCAAGAGAAUAACGAGUAUAGAAAGUAGUGCCUCGCAUUGCUCUUUUGUUGUAUUUUAUAUAUAUACGUUAUAAUAAAAUGUCUGUUCUCUUGAGAAGAAAAAAUAUUGUUAUUCUAAUGUUUUUUAUUUAUACUUUAAACUGUUUCCUAAGUGUUUUAUUUUUGUAGAAUUAGAUCUAAAAUUUUUAAUGUAUCCUAAAUACAACUAAAGGAUUAUUGAUAAA
Molecule: messenger RNA, 816 nt
Organism: Aethina tumida (small hive beetle)
Lineage: Eukaryota; Metazoa; Arthropoda; Insecta; Coleoptera; Nitidulidae
Product: CCHC-type zinc finger nucleic acid binding protein
Exons: 2
Coding region: 177-620 (147 amino acids)
Molecular function (GO): nucleic acid binding; zinc ion binding
Source: RefSeq, a predicted model, not a curated record